AUGCCCUUUGCCAGAGCAGCUCCCCUGCGUUCCGCCCUCCGAUCCUCGGCGCGCCGGACCAUCCGUCCCCAGUUCCGUUCCCAGGUCGGCCAGAGGACCUACGCCAGCCAACAUGGCGCGAAGCCCCAGAGCGAGCUCCCUCUCGCCAUUGGCUCAGUAGUCUUCUUCGCCGCGGGUCUGGCCGUAAUCCAGCCGUGGAGCGCUCCCGCGCCGGCCAAGGGCCACGGCGACGCUCAUGCCAAGCAUGACGAGGAGGAGAAGCACGAUGAGCCUGAGGAGAAGGAAGGGAAGGAGGACGACAAGUCCGAGGAGAAGAAGGAGCCCAAGGAGGAAAAGAAGUCUGAUGAUUCCGAGGAGAAGCCCAAGGAGGAGAAGAAGGAGGAUGAGUCUGGGGAUAAGCCCAAGGAAGAGUCCAAGGACGAGAAGAAGGGCGAGGAUAAGGAAGAAAAGUCUGAUGACAAGAAGGAAAAAUCUGAAGACAAGAAGGAGGACAAGUCCGAGGAUAAGAAGGAGAAGUCUGAGGACAAGAAGGAAGAAAAGUCCGAAGAUAAGAAGGAAGACUCCAAGGAUGAGAAGAAGGAGGACAAGAAGGAGGAUAACUAA
This is a messenger RNA of Colletotrichum phormii, 603 nucleotides long. RefSeq lists its product as uncharacterized. The record is from RefSeq and is a predicted model, not a curated record. Lineage: Eukaryota; Fungi; Ascomycota; Sordariomycetes; Glomerellales; Glomerellaceae. The transcript is spliced from 2 exons. Bases 1 to 603 code for a protein of 200 amino acids.